AUGCACCGUCUCCAAAAUGCACGCUCCAUUGCUAUCAGUGCACUCACUUGCAGAAGACGAGCAUUUGGCGUUUCUGCGGGUGUUUUAAAUGCCAACUCGGACGCGGACUCAAACCAAAGCCAGGGCCAGAGUCAAAUCGUGGACUUGGGAAAGGAUAAAAGCCGAAGUGGAGAGAUGGUGAAUGAGCAGGGAAAACAGAGUGGGCAUGGACAAGGACAAGAAUACACUUUUGGGAAACUCUCGCGCUCUUUGCGUAGCCAGCGUGACUCCUCGCGCAGCAAUUCGUCCGUUCAGAACCCUCAUCAUGACAUUCCAGCGGCAGGUGUUUCAAAGAGAAGAAAAAAGGAAAAGCAUUCAAAGAAAAAGAAGGUUGGAAGUGCUGGUGCACGACCUGCUGUAGAAUCAGCGCGUGCUUCUCUUGCAGGGUCCGACGCGAAGCGUGCGGGGUUACUGAAGCUACUGUUUGAAGGUUCUGGGGAAACUAAUCAUGCGGCGAAGGAUGGUUGGACGACGGGGUGGGGCGAGGACGCGCUUCGACCGGGGGAGAAUAAGAAUCCUGGAUUACAGGGGUCUUUCAGUGGCGAUGGACGACCAAGUAAGAUCAAGUCCACGGGACGUGGGCAACCGCCGCAUGUACGCCAUCCCCUACCUUAUACCCGUCGCGUAGAGGGUCUUUUCGACGACGCGCGAGAUCUGAAUGCUCCUUCAUCAAGUGGACCGAGCUCUAUCAAUAACGUACUGGAAGAUAUCGACCCACCCUCAGAACACAAGCCUAUUGCGCGGCUUGCGCAUGGACUUGAUAGGGUGUUAUUCAACCCCGGCGUCCAUUGGCUCCAAGAUCCACGCUCACGUGUAUAUAAUUUCACGCCUUGGCUUGAGAGCAUACCCAAAGUCACAGAUUUUGCGUUCGAGCGCGUUACUGGGUUCAUACGGAGUUCUCAGGAUGAUGACCUUCAUACCCUCGCCAAAAUACACUCCCGACCAUACGUUGGCUCCACAUCCUCACUCACCGGUCUGCUCAGCCACAUUUACUUCCUCAUCUCUGGUGGAAAGGAAGUAGAUACGAGUGUUUUGAGCGGUGCUUUUGCGCAUGAGCCAACGAACUUUACUCCAGGCCAGCGCAUGCCCUCAUCAAUCGUGUUACGAUACAAAGAUGGUGUAUGGGCGAUCGAUUCCAACAAAGAUGGUGAGGAUGACAGCCAGAAGAAUGUAUUGACCUGGAUGGGCACUCUUCUCGAAAAAUUCGUGACAGUUCCGGAACCUGAGUUCAAGACUUUCCUGCGCUCCUCGCCCGCCCUAGCGGAAGGUGAGGAGGAUAAAAGGAGGGAGGCAUAUCGGUAUGCGAAGAGUGACCGCUUUUUAAUGCGCUCCCAACUAGAUUGUGUGGACCCGCGCUUACCAGGAACUGGUGUUUUUGAUGUCAAGACCCGUGCGGCGGUCCCGAUCCGACUGGAUUUGCUGAAUUUCGAGGAGAACUCUGGUUACCUCAUUCGUACGCUUCACGGACCACUGGAGAGCUUCGAGAAAGAAUAUUACGAUUUAAUUCGAAGUGCAUUUCUGAAGUACAGCUUCCAAGCUCGUAUCGGCAAUAUGGAUGGCGUAUUUGUUGCUUACCAUAACACGGCCCGCGUUUUCGGUUUCCAGUACAUCUCGCUCGAGGAGAUGGAUGCACGCUUGUUCGGACAAGAUGUGAAACCUGCGGGUGUUGUCAACAGCGAUAGUGCACCUACCAGAGGCACGCGCGUAUUUGAGAAGUGUGUGAAGCUGCUGGAAGUAGUGAUGGAUGAGAUUGUUGGAGUAUUUGGGGAGAGGAGCGUGAAAUGCACUUUCGAGACACGGGAGCGCUCGUCGAAGAUGAAUAUAUGGGUGGAACCUGUCGAGUGGGACGCUGAGAAAGAAGGGAAGGGAAACAACGUAGCAGAGUUGAAGGAGGUAGAGGAUGAAACGAAGGUUGCGGAGCAAGGGAAAGAUGGCGAGAAGGAUGGGGACCGAGUGAAGACAGAGGAGCCCCCAAUCGUUCAGAUCGACGUAGAGGUGCAGAACUUUGUCACUGGCCAGCCUGUAUGGGGCUCAAAAGCGAUUGGUGUCACGCCUAACGAUAACUGGAUUCUCCAUUGGACCGUCUCGCAUAGCUCGCUAGAAACCUCCAGAAUUCGGGCCAACCUCGCAUCUGCGAAAGAUAGGCAGUUCCGUGCGUGGAAUUUCCCAGCAAAUAUCAGCGGACCGGAGGAGAUGGAGACAUGGUGGAAUGCGCUGGAUUUUGGAAGACGGAAGACUGCUGUCUCUUCUUCAGGCGAGGGUGAGGAAAUAACACUAAGCAGGCUACAGGACUUGGUGGCAGGUGUCGAGAGCCCUGUCGUAACGGUCGAGGAGAACGGUUUGGUAGAGGAGGAAGGACCUAAAGCCAAUGAGAAUGGCGUGCCGUCGUUCAAUCGCAAGCUCUUCCGACCGGCGUCGACAAGUAUUGAGAUAUUGCGCCAGCUAUCGAGAGACGGGAGGGAAGAGACGUUGAGGGCGGAGGCCGAGGAGGAGGCAAUGGGAAGGGAGAAAAUUGUCUGGGGUCUUGUGGGGAAUGGAGGUAUUGUGAACAGUGAAACCAAGGAAGUGCCUGAGGAUGGCAGCUCAGUAUCGACCAUUACUCAGUCUUCAGAGAUGGGGACGGUCGACGCGGUGGAACAAACCAGCCAGGAGAAAGAGUAA
This is a messenger RNA of Suillus plorans, 2700 nucleotides long. Its product is annotated as RNA processing-related protein, mitochondrial RNA degradation. Gene Ontology annotation, biological process: mitochondrial RNA 5'-end processing. The transcript has 12 exons. NCBI's taxonomy places the organism in Eukaryota, Fungi, Basidiomycota, Agaricomycetes, Boletales, Suillaceae. Gene Ontology annotation, cellular component: mitochondrion; mitochondrial envelope. Bases 1 to 2700 code for a protein of 899 amino acids. The record is from RefSeq and is a predicted model, not a curated record.